Molecule: messenger RNA, 840 nt
Organism: Stereum hirsutum FP-91666 SS1
Lineage: Eukaryota; Fungi; Basidiomycota; Agaricomycetes; Russulales; Stereaceae
Exons: 1
Coding region: 1-840 (279 amino acids)
Source: RefSeq, a predicted model, not a curated record
AUGCGUCCCCAGAUUGUUCCCCUUUCCCUCAGUCUCCUACUCCUCUUCACCCUUAUCCCAGUCGUCCUCACUUCACCAUGCCCGCUCAACGAUGCACUUCCUUUCGCUGCAAUUGCACUUGGAGAAUGUUCCCCCACUCCAAGCCCCGCCACUGCGACCAGGACGCCGCCCGACGAGCCGGACGCCAACCCGACCUCGGAUCUCUCACUGUACCACCUGAACAUCCCCGCCGCCGUUGCAUCGACUGCGGCGAACCCUUUAUCACCUCCCAUCGCCAAAACUAGCAAAUCCGCCUCCGCCAUGUACGAUCGAGAAGAACACGUCUUUGUAGGAACACACGCGCAGUGGAAGGAGUGGAAGGCGGAGCAGGAGUUAUGCACGGUGUGCCACGCAGAGCAGUGGGAGAGUGCGCAGACGGAGAUGUGUGGAGGAUGUUGGAAGAAGAAGUUGGAGGAGACGAAAAGUAUCGAGUGGUUACGACGACAGGCAGAGUGGAGGGAGGAUACGGAGGAUUUUGGGCGAUGGAAGCAGGAGAUUUUCUGGUGCAUGUCGCAGAGGCGCCCCCUUCUUGACGAGCUCCUAUGCCGUAUGGAAUUCGACGCCCCCAUCCUUCACCCCGUCGUCUACCCUAACCCCCACCGCAAUGCCUAUCUCGCAUGGGUCAACGCCGACGACGCCGACGACGCCUAUCAACCGCAAGAACACCCACUCCAGCCCCUCGCCUAUCUCCACCAACAUCCCCUCACCAACAACCGUUCCCCAUCUCCACCUACCCUUCCCACUUCCAUGGCCCGCGAAUUCAAUUCUCCAUACAAGAGUCUCGAGGCGCGACUGACGUAG